Carassius carassius (crucian carp) is the source of this 3735-nucleotide messenger RNA. Its product is annotated as apical junction component 1 homolog. Gene Ontology annotation, cellular component: plasma membrane; apical junction complex. The transcript has 2 exons. Gene Ontology annotation, biological process: cell-cell junction organization. The record is from RefSeq and is a predicted model, not a curated record. Lineage: Eukaryota; Metazoa; Chordata; Actinopteri; Cypriniformes; Cyprinidae. The coding region runs from base 200 to 3460 and encodes 1086 amino acids.
GCGUGAGAGAUGCGGUCACACCCCCUCGUCUUGUCUCUGUACGCCCCCGAGACCCGUGGGCGAACAACAAUACUUAAGGAGUUAGAUGCAGCCCACCUUAAAGCAUCUAAUAUGAUACAGAUACCACACAAUCUCUACAGGAACAGUCAGUGAUACAUGAGUCCACAGAUUAUCAGCAUCUUGAGGAUCUUAACUAUGGAUGAAGACGGAGGCACCAACUGAGGGGGAAAAUAACGGGGGUCCAUUUAAGAUGACUCGGACGGAUCCCCCUGACAUAUUAACAUCAACUUUGUAUCGAGACAUAAAAAUUGGUCGUAACUGUGGGCUCUCAAAGUAUUCUGGAUCUUCUAAGCAAUGUGAUUCCCAAAUGGUUGGCCCACUGGAUCAAAACUUUGAAACCAUUAACAAAAGACAUUGCCGUAGCUUUGACUUCAUUGAGUCAUUGGAUGAACCAAGGGACUUUUCCUCGUCCAUGGAGUAUCCUUAUAGGUCUGAUCAGAAAACAGUAAGUAAGGAUGCAGUCUGGAAUGGCAUUGGACAGCAGGGACACUUACGUUUUUCCUCACCAGAUCUGUUCAACUCACGGCUCUGCCAUCAACAAAUUAGCACAGACAAAACCAAUGAGGCAGCAAAGACUAGUGUUCAUGGCAAGCCUCGCUCAAAAAGUGCUCCAAGGGUUCGAGCCACCCUGACUCCUGUACCCAUCACAGUCUCUCCACCUGCAACCAAGAGGCGUCAAUCUCCAGUGGACCCCAAGAAGAGAUCUGAAUGUUUGCCAAAUCGAGAAGCCUCCCGUUCAACCAGGGCUUUAGUGAAUGAGGUUCAUCCAAUCAAGUUACAACCCCACACACCCCUCUAUGUUUCUGAUUGUUUUGAGGAGAGCAGACAGGAGAAACAAGCAAACACUCCCCACGUUAGGUACCGUGUUGAUAUUAAGCCAGAUGCCUCAGUUCUCCAGCACACUGCACAGAAGAUGCCUACUCACAGAAGUAAUGUUCCCUGGCAGCUUUCCUCAACAUCAGGGAUCAGGAAUGUCUCAUUUUCAAGUCAGAUAUUCACUUCUAGAACGCCUACUCCCAGUGAGUGUUACAACAUGGACUACAGGCAAGCUUAUCAAUAUCCCAACAGCUCCCAUCAGUCUGGUAGUUACAUUCAAACUGGAGAGAACCCUUUUGGAAGGACUUCUCCUAGAGACACAAGGGACUACAGAACCUUGUCUAAUCCCAACAUUCCAACCAAGUUCUUCUACACGGAUGAUCCCUGCAGGUUUCCAGUUCACCCACCUAGUAGGAAAUAUUAUCAGGAUGACCAGUACAGUAUUAACAGCAGCAACAGCCAAAAUCCAUCCAUCAGUAGUCAGUAUAUACAUGACCCAAGGACUCGGUGGGUUCAUACUUUGCCUGUACGUUCAUACUAUGCAGAUUCCCAUCGUGGACCCUUGGAUCCAUUCUACAGUAGACCAUAUUCAGUGAGUGAGCCAGGGCCAUACUUCAUAUCCACCCCUCAGAAUGAAACAUACUUUCAGGAGGAUCCAAGAGUUUAUGCCUUUCCCUCUGAGCCCUCAAGGAUGUUUUAUACAAAGCCUUGCCAUUACCCAGCAGACAAUCCUAUGAGAGCAUAUCAUACGGAGGGACGGCGGCGGCCACGUAUGUCCCAGGCCUUUUCUGAUGACUGGAACCGGUCAAGCAUUGCUACAUAUUCCAGUCAGUAUGCAUCCUCACAGGCUACUCCACAGCGAGUGCCAUCAAUAAGCCCAUGGUAUCAUAAUGACUUUACUGAGCCAAGUCGUUUAGGAGCAGAUGUCCGGAACUACUCAAAAUCCUGGGACAACAUUAUUACCCCUCAUAUGGACAGAGAACAUGGCGUUUCACGAGGCAGGAGUUACGAGAACCUUUUCCAUCAUGGACGGCCAGGAGUUCCCUUGGAUAACAGUCAACAACCAAUUAUUGUGAACCUUUCUAGUUCGCCAAGACGAUAUGCUGCCUUGUCCCUCUCUGAAAACUGUCUAGAAAACUGUGCUGGUGACAGAAAAAACAGCAUGAGGGGGCAAUGGUUUGUAACCCCAGAGAUUACAAUUACUGACAAUGACAUUCGUGCAGCAAAUAACAACAAGAGAGAUGGGAGAACUAACAGCUGGAACAUCCAAAAUACAGCGGGAUGUCAAACUGCGAACUUGAACAACUUACAAAGACCAGCAAACCCACCAGAAUCCACAGAGAGAAAGAACAAUAAUUACUCACUGCAGCAAAGCCUUGAACAGCUUGAUGAGCUGCUAGCUGACCUAGUCAUCGAUUAUAAGCCUCAAAAUAGCAGGAGACCAAGUAAGGAUCGGAUAGACCAACUCAAACAAUUGAUUCAAAAUGAUGAGACCAAAGAAGGGAAGCGGGACAUAGAUCAAGAGGAUUCAGGAGUUUUGAACACACAAACAGACUCCUCCAAGACCAGCCCAGACACAUUUAAAGACCCAGACAGUGGUUGUGAGGGUUUUCAGAGGAGUGUUGAGGAUGUUUCUUUGAACCAUAUUACAGAGGAGGAUGACACUAUGGUGUGCUCCAACAGGAAAUGCUUACGCAAAGACACUACAUUCAAUGCUUGCUUGUACUUCAAGUCCUGCCACAGUUGUUAUACUUACUACUGCUCCAGGAACUGUAGGCGAGAAGACUGGGACAUUCAUAAAGAGAGCUGUCUUUAUGGCCGCAUUAGUAGUGUUUGCAGGCACAUACUAAAACAUUGUCGAGAGAACUCUGAUGUACAUAAAGACUUUUCACGCAUUGCUAGGGUAGGGUAUCUGUCCCGUGGAAGAGGAGUACUGUUCUUGGGUUUUCCAAACCCUGGGUGCGCAGAUGACUUUAUUCAAGUUGGUCUUGACAGCCUUACUAUCUCUCCAACAUAUCUAUCCCUUCGAGAGUUAGACAGUUUCAAAGACAACCUUGGGCAGUACUACAAAGAGUUGCUGAAUGCAGGCAAGGAAUAUGACCCAACUGAAUGUUUCGUUCUGAAUGUCUCCAUUGCUGUUGGAGACCUAGUGCCUAAACUUCCUUCUCCCAAAUUACAAAUGCCAACAGUUCGCAAGUAUGCUAAGGUCUCAUUGGCCUCCUCAAGCCCAGAUAAGAAAAUAUUUAAGAAAGAAUGUGAAAUGGAGACUCUGAUUCUCACCCCACCCCCUGGGACAUCUGACAUUGACAAGGAAGGCCAAGAGGGCAGGAAAGCAAGAGAGAUUUGUUUCAUUAACAUUCAAAGGGAGCUUCGUACCCGGGGCGUAUUCCUUCGCCAUGAGUUUCCAAAAAUAUACAACCAGCUUUGUGAGUUUGUUGAGAGCAACAAAAGGUUUACCCCCACCACCAUCUAUCCCACUGACAAGAGAACCAGAAAGCAGUUCAUGUGUAUGAUCAUGGCAGCAUCUGAACCAAGGAUGCUUGACUGGGUUGGUGCACCACACCUUCUAGAUGACAUAAUAUAAUCCUAUGCAUCCAAUAUAAUCAAGCUUUUUAAUAGUGAGACUAUAUUGUUUUUCUGUCUGGCACUAAAAACUAUAAUUAAUACAAGUUGCUUAUGGAAUAAAAAGCUAUGUACAGUACUUAUUAGAAAAUACAAGCACAUAUGCUUUGUCUUAAAAUCUGUUUACACAGAAUCAAGAUUUUUUUGCAUUUUCUGUGCUGAUAUUUGGGACAAAAUCUUUCUGCAGUAUGGAUUUAAACACUGUAAAAUGUGUUUAAUGGAGAUGAGAGCAAUGUA